ACUAGGCUGCUCAGCUGAAGGCAAGCGUCCUUUAUCAGGCCCUUGCAGCCUCCAGCUCUCCCGCAGUGCCUUCAGCCCUUGACACCAACAUGAGGUUCAAGUUCUCCAUCACCGCUCUUCUUCUAGAAGUGAUCUUCAUCAUUUUAUUUGGGGUAUUUGUGGAGUAUGACGCCGGGAGUGUCGAUUUGUAUGCAUACUUUAAGGAUGUCCAUGUGAUGAUAUUUAUUGGAUUUGGUUUCCUGAUGGCCUUUCUGAAGAAAUACGGAUUCAGCAGUGUUGGUAUCAACAUGCUCAUUGCCGCCCUUGGUCUCCAAUGGGGCACUCUAAUACAAGGAUUUUUGCACGGCGGUGUAGGAGGGAAAAUUCGUAUUAGCAUCAAAAGCAUGAUAAAUGCAGACUUCAGUACAGCAACAGCUUUGAUUUCAUUUGGAGCAGUCCUGGGGAAAACCAGCCCUGUUCAGAUGCUGUUCUUGACGUUGCUGGAGAUCGCAAUCUUUGCACUCAAUGAAUAUCUAGUUAUGGAAAUACUUCAGGCCACAGAUACUGGAGCCUCAAUGACCAUCCAUGCCUUUGGAGCUUAUUUUGGUUUGGCUGUAACCCUCAUCUUGUAUCGUCCUGGCUUGCAAAACAAGUAUGAAAAUAAGAAUUCUACCUAUCACUCUGACAUAUUUGCUAUGAUUGGUACCCUGUUCCUUUGGAUUUUUUGGCCCAGUUUUAACUCUGCAAUCGCCGCUGAAGGUGACAAGAUUAAAACAAUUAUCAACACUUACUACGCCCUGGCAGCAUGUGCUGUUGUAACAUUUGGUCUCUCCAGCCUGCUGGAUCAAAGAGGCAAAUUCAGUAUGGUUCUCAUUCAAAAUGCCACCCUGGCAGGAGGAGUAGCAGUGGGUACCUGUGCUGACCUGGCAAUACACCCUUUUGUUGCCAUGUGUAUUGGGAGCAUUGCUGGGACCAUCUCUGUCCUUGGGUUCCGCUUCCUGACUCCUGUUUUGGCAUCCAAGAUGAAAAUUCAAGACACAUGUGGAGUCCAUAAUUUACAUGGCUUACCCGGAAUACUGGGAGGGAUUGCAGGCAUCAUAGUAACUGCGGUACAACCUGAAACUAAGAGAGGUGUCCAACUCACUGUUGGCAGGCAGACUGCCGCCUUGAGCGGCACAGUUGGAAUUGCACUGCUUAGUGGAGCACUGACAGGUGCUAUUCUAAAGCUGUCCAUGUGGGGACAGAUACCUGACCAGAACUGCUUUGAUGACUCUGCUUAUUGGGAGGUUCCAGAAGAGGAGAAACUGCCUGAAAUUCUCUUGAACAACUACAAUGAGCACAGCAGAGUUGAAUCUACCAUGUGGACAUUCAUAGGAUGCCGUAUUUAACAGCCUCUUGAACACUGUUAGACGUGGGGCAUCAACCACCUCUCUAGGAAGCCCGUGCCAGCGUUUGACCAAUCCCACAGUAAAGAAAUGUUUCCUGAUGAUCAGUCUGAGCCUCCCCUGCUGCAGCUUUGUGCCAUUCCCACAUGUUCUACCACCGGUUAAAAGGGAGCAGAGACCAACACCUUCUCGUGCUUCCCAUCCUCAGAAAGUUGCAGAGAUUGGUGAGAUCGCCUCUCAGCCUUCUUCUCUCCAGACUGGACAACCCAAUGUCCUUGGCCUCUUUUGAAAGUUCUCACGUAGUUAUUUUUGUAAAAAUCAAGAAGGAAUUUAGCAAUGUACAUACCGAAUAUAUAUAGAUUUUAGAAGUAUUUUGUGCAUAAUUUAAAAACACAAAGUACUGAAGUAUUUGAAAAAGACUCUACAUAGACAGACAGUAAAACUCUUAUCCUCAAGCAUGAAGCUCAACCCUAGAAAUCCUAUCUGAGGAUUCAGGAGGUCAUUUAUUCACAUGUAGCUAUGAGUCAAUUGCACUGAUUGUGUGUGCUGACUGCAAAGGAAUACCUCAGUGAGAAAUAGAGAAAUAACUAUUGAUUGUGAGUAAAUCUCCCAGAAUGGUCCCUUCAGGAGUUACAUUUCACUCACUGAAACAAAUGGAAAAAAAAUACGUUGUGCUUUUUUUGUCCAGUUCUUACAAGCUUUUUGUAGUGAACUGGACACUCAUCCGCUCAUUCUUGACCUCUGCUUUUUUUCAGAAGAGGGAUUACUUCUUCAGGCUCCCUCAAAAGCUAGAGCAGGGAGACGGGCCCUUCUACAUGGAAAUUUAUCCCACCUAACCCAACUAUCAUUUUCAGGAAAGUCCUUGUUUCCUUUUUGACAAAGAAGAGCCUUAGAAGCUUAGCUUAGCCUACAAAACUGUACAAGAUGGCUUAGUAUGUUAUUAAAUAUAUAUUUUGAUACGUUGAGGUGGUAGUUAUUUAGGAUAAGUGUUCCCUUAGACCCUGAAAACUUCAAGAUGAUGGAAAAAGAAACCAUGAACUUUCAUUAGCAUGGAGGAAGCGAAACACAAUGUCAAUCAAUAUCAAUAAAGGUCACCCAUGUUGAACUUGA
Molecule: messenger RNA, 2474 nt
Organism: Numida meleagris (helmeted guineafowl)
Lineage: Eukaryota; Metazoa; Chordata; Aves; Galliformes; Numididae
Gene: RHAG
Product: Rh-associated glycoprotein
Exons: 11
Coding region: 90-1367 (425 amino acids)
Biological process (GO): ammonium homeostasis; ammonium transmembrane transport
Cellular component (GO): plasma membrane
Molecular function (GO): ammonium channel activity
Source: RefSeq, a predicted model, not a curated record